Molecule: messenger RNA, 9415 nt
Organism: Brassica rapa (field mustard)
Lineage: Eukaryota; Viridiplantae; Streptophyta; Magnoliopsida; Brassicales; Brassicaceae
Product: auxin-induced protein 15A-like
Biological process (GO): response to auxin
Source: RefSeq, a predicted model, not a curated record
UGUCUACGAAAAAUUUAAAAAUAUGUUUUAUUUAAUUUAAUAAAAAGGAAAAAUAACUAUUAAAUUAAAACAAAAUAUUAAAUUAGUAAAAUUAACAUUUUAAAUAUGAAAAUCAUAUCAAUAAUUAUAUAUUUUUUCUUUAUUUUUGCCAUCCAAUCAUUAUAUUAUAUAAUCUAAAUAUAAUUAUACUACUCUAUUUUAAUUAAUCAGUGUAUAUACCAAACUAUAUUUAUAUACUGCAGUUUAUUAAAAAUAAUAUACAUUCGGUAUAUUCAGUACUACUAAAUCCAAACUACUUUUUCUAUCUCAGUUUGAUUUUAAUUGGUUCGGUUUUGCCGGAUUGAACACUCCUCAAGUAAUAUGGACAAUAAAGAUAUAUAUAUAUAUAUAAGUCAAAUAAAUAUAUGCACGGAUGUACAUGUCAAAAUUUAGUUAAAUAUUUAAAAUUCAUGUAGUUUAAAGGCAAUGUCAGAAUCUGUGCUAGGUGGUUAUAACCGGUACAAGUUAUAUAGUAAGCUGGUUAAGGGAAAUCGGGAGUGUACUACAUAGUUUAAUCACACGAGAGUACUUUGGCGUAUUUUUUAAAUUAAUUUGGAGGUAUUCUAAACCUAUAAAAUGACUCAAAUUAAGCUCUAAUAAUAAGUACAGUCCACGGAUGGACUUUCUAUUCGAGGCGUUGGGUUUAAGGUUUUUUCAACCAAAAAAGUUUCGGUCUAGUGUAAAUUAAAUCUCACUUAGAAAAAGAAAAAAAAAUCUUACUUAGAAUCACAACAAAGGUACCCAAAUACACAAAAACAAAAUCAAUAGGAUGAGAGAAAUAUAUAUUAGUAGAAAAAAUUAACUAGACGUAGUCUCAGAAAUAAAAAUUAACUAGGCGUAGGGAUACGUAGUCAUACAUUUUAUUUGUUUGCCUUGCAUGUUCUGUGUCGAUGGAUCAUGGGAAUACGUGACUGAAACAAGAUGACCAUGAGCAUAUGGCCCAUAGUGUUUUCUUAGUUAAUAAUACUCUUUUGUAUAUUAUUUCUUAAAUUAUAUUGGCUAGUGUUUUAAUCGGCUGAAUGGUUUAUUUUGCAUAGUGAAUAUUGCCGUUCUUUGUUGGUGGUGUUGUUUGAUGGACAUUAGGGUCGGUGGAAUCACAUGAAACACCAUGUUACUCCUUCGCCCCUUUUAUUUACUUGGAUAACUUUUUGUCAUAAAUAUGUAUAGUGUGUGAAAUUGAUUCCUCUAAAAAAAACAUAAAUAAAUAGUUUAAAUCGUGAUUAAUAGGAUAAAAAUCCGAUAAAGAAUCGCCAACUAUAAAUAAAUAUAUAUAUUUAAGUUUCAGAGAUAUAUGAUUUUUAGUGUUAGAAUACCCAGAGCCCAUUUUGUUAACUAUAUAAAACGUAUUGAGUUUAAUUUUGUACUUAUGUUCAUAACCUGCGUGUAUUUUUUUACUAUUGACAAAUGGACGUAAAAGUAAUUAGAACGGUUUUUGUAUUAAAAACAAAAAUAGUACUGCAUUUGAAUAUUUAUUUCAGGGUCAUACAAAUGUUCAAAUGCAACAUCGUUUUAAAUUGUUAUAUUUUGGCUUUCAUUGUUUUCUAUUAACAGAGUUAACAACGUUCUUAGUUUUUAACGUUUUUUUGGUGUAAAAAAUAAAAAGUAUUUUCACUUUUUUUUAUCUGGAACCCAAAUAUUGUAAAUAAUUUCUUUUAGCACGAAACAAAUUUGGAUGGCGGAAAUUACAGUCGCAACCUCUUUGUCACUAAAGCUGACUCGUUGGUUAAUUCAAUUAUAUGUGAAUAACAACAUUGAGAAUAUUUACCGCUGCAUCAAUCAAAAGACAAUCAAAGCAUUUACUGAAGUGGAUUGAAAUGAAUUAGGACAGCUAAUUCAGGACCCAUCCAUUGCAUACGCGUCAGUGUUUAUAUUUCCAGCUAAUGUUUGUACUUUGAAGGCGUACGUCAAAAUAUGUUGUUGUUUAUUCGUUUAUAUGAUGCGAUAUGGCAUUAAUAAAAUUUGAAAAACAAGCUGAAAAUUUGUGAAAGAUUAGGUGAUGAACUUUUUUAUCGAAUAUAUACAGAUGUAUGUUCACAUAGUUAUAUAUAUAUGCACCUGCGUUAAUAGUAACUUAGUAACAAUGAAAAAAACAUUGAUCGAUUUCCGCACACUGAAUUUCUGUUUUCUUCUUACUGGUUAUUGGUGGAUAACACAAUAAUAAAAAGUCGAUAAAAAGUCUCAUAUCUGUUGAUUCUUAUUUGAAAAGCUGUCGUAUAUCAAAUGUUCGCUCUAUAAUUUGGUGGGUCAAAUCACAUGCUCUCUAAUUAUUUCAUAUGAAAAGUCAUUAUCCGAAAGGGUAUAACGCCACAAAAAUGAAAUCGCAGAAACAUGGAUAUCCAUGAAUGGACUGUCACAAGAUCUUCCAAUAACAUUUAGCUUUUUGGUCAAACGUCAAGAGUCAGUGAGUUGAUGAUUAAUCCCUCGUGUUGUAUGUAGUAGCUGCCAAACACUAACAUACUCAAAUCCACCCAAUUAAUAAAGCUUCGAAGAACAAUAUUUUUUAUUCGACUUUAUGACAUUCCUUAUGACAAAUGCGGUCAAACGGUCACAAUGAUAUAACAACAAUAACAAUUGGACAUUUCGUUUUCUUUUAUAAUCUAACUAUUUUGUAUGAAAUUUAUUUAUAUAUGAUUGGAUAAAACGAGAGCUUGCAUGCACAUUUGUUAAGUUGGAGAUGCAUCUUGAUAAGUCACGUAUGUUCCAUGUGAAUUUUUGCUCGUUUGAAUUGUUAAAUUCAUAUGUUUAUUCAACUGAAUUUUUUUUGGAACCAUAUUAUUCAACUGAUUUUUUUUUUUUUUUGUAAAUUUCAAGAUAUUGGAAUGGAUGUUGAAGUGACAGAUAAAAUAAACACUAUUUCAUGUGAUUCUUUAACUUCAGUUGUAACACUUUUGACUAAUUCAUUUGUAACACUUCAUUGUAAUCUUAUUGAGUUUAGAAAAAACUCAAUUGUUCCUUAAAAGAAAAGAGAGAUUACCACUUGACGCGUACAAGUUCGAUACGGUGAUCUAUGUUUCAGCUGGAAAAAGUUUUUUUUUUUUUUGUAAGCUGGAAAAAGUUACUAGAUACAAUAUUAAAAACAUUUAUAUCUUAUUCAUAUGGAAUUAUUUUAAGUAUAUAUCAUCUACUUUAUUUAAUUUUUAGCAGAAUAACCACUUUUAAGAGAAAGCAUGACAUAUGAGGUGGUGCAUAUAUAUGGACAAUCUUUUUGCUGGUAAUGAGAAACAACUAGAAUUUUGGAUUUUGUUCUUUAGAUUUCUUCGUUAUUGCCUUUUACGGGUACGUUCAGUUCAUCUAUAUACAUACAGCCAUUAUCUACAGUGGUUGCAACAAAUGCAGAUGCUUUUGUUCCCAAAUAAUUUGGUGGAUCUUGUUUUCAUUUUCUUUUCUCUUUAGGAAAUAUAAUUUCGACAAGCAGCCAAAUUGUUCGUAUCGUCUCAUAUUCAUAGCUGGUUUACGAACGGUCUUAAACGUGAAACGAAUUAAAAUGAUCGAAUACUUUGUAUUGUGGAUAUAAUUAAAUCUUGUAUAGAGAAAUGGGAUACUCAUAAUCCUAUCUUAAAAAGUGAUUUAUUCUCUACCUCUUGCAUGUGGGCUGUGGCCUAUUUGAAAAUAUGUGACUAUGAUCGUUCGUCUACCUCACCGUACAAACCAAAAAAGACCUAAUUCGAAACAGUUUGCUUAAUAUGGUACGUCAAAUCACUCAGGUUUAGUAUCUAGCAAAGCAUUGUAUGAUUUUAGCAAAGCAUUAUAUAUCGAAUGUAACAUCUUUAUCAAAAGUAAUAAUGUCAUACAAGGUGCUUGUAAACAUGUUUCUCCUUUAUUAUUUUGGUUAUAUUAAUAUAAGAGAUGGUAGAUUGUUAUAAUUCAUCUUCGUGAAUGGUAGGGUCUUAUAAACAUGUUUCACAAAAAAAGAAAGAAAAAAGUUGUUUUUGAAAAGACAAGGCAGAAACAUGUGGACUUCAUACAUUACCUCCACCUGAUAUGUUUCCCAGACUAUCUACUCUCCAGUGACUCUUUUACUUUUAGUUCCCUAUAUAUACUUUAGACACUUAGAUAAACUUGCUUACAAACUAAACCUGAUCCAUUUCUAUAGAAGCACAAACAUUCAAAUAUUCAUCACUUUCAGAUUUUUCGUGUCAAUAUCCCUUUUUGGUUACUUGCAUUAAUCCUAUAAGAUGGGUAUUCAAUUGAUUGGACUAUCUAACGCCAAGCAAAAGCUUCAAAGAAGCUUAUCAGCAAAAAUCACGAGCUUUUUGGCAAUGUCAGGUACUAAUAAUGUCCCAAAGGGUCAUGUGGCUGUCUACGUGGGUGAGACUUAUCAAAGAAAGAAGAGAUUUGUGAUACCUAUAUCAUGUUUAAACCAUCCAUUGUUCCAAGAUUUGUUGAGCCUUGCGGAAGAAGAGUUUGGGUUCGAUCAUCCCACGGGAUGUCUAACCAUCCCUUGUACUGAAGAUUACUUCACUGCUGUAGCUUCUAUUUUAAAUGGUUCGUGAUAAGAGAGUCACAAUAUUCAUUAAGUUUCUUUAUACAUAUAUAUUUGUGUAUUUUCUUUAAAUCUAUUUAAGGAAGUGGAAAGAAAAUAACUCGAGAUUGAGAUACUAAGGCGUUUGUUUCAAUUUUGGAUGUCUUGUGAGUUCUUCUAAGUUCUAACCGUUCCAUUUGUAAAGAACUUACUUCCUCAAAAAAAUAAUCUAAGAUUGUUUCUAUGUAGAUUUGUUUACUUUUUCGAUGUAUAUAGCGGAUUGUUUUCAGAAGUUACUUUAUGGAGGAAAUUCGGAAGGACUUUUCUUUUUUUGAAACUGUAAGAUUUGUUUCUAAUCUACUCCAUCUGUUCCUUAAUAUUGCAUAUUCUAGAAUUUUCACAGUUUUUAUUUUUUAAGAAAAUUGUUGAAAUGUCUAUUUUAACCUUUUGUCACUACUAUUAAAAAAAUAUCGUAACAAAGAAAUCUAAAUUAAAACAAAAAGUGAUCGAUUAACUGUGUCAUUAUUUUGCUUCAUUAUGUUCCGUUCCCCAUAUUUAAGAUCUCCAUAUUCCAUAUUUAUUGUAGUCAACAUUCCAAUGAUGAAACUUUACAUUUUUGAUUUACUAAUUCACGUGCAUAAUGCGAACUUCUUUUAAAAAAAAUUUGGAGCCAAAAUUUUUAAACAACUCAAAAUUUGGUUUUAGUACCAAAAGUUAAGUGACUAUGGGGGGCUUAUUGAAUUAGGGGUUUGAGAAGGUUUUCAAGAUUUUAAGAUUUAGAGGGUUUUGUUGAAUUCUAUGAUUUUGAUGGAGGGUUUUGUUGAAUUCAGGGAUUUUGAUGGAGAUUUAAAAAGAGACUUUUGAUAGGAUUUGGUAAGAUAUUUCUAAAAUAUUUUAAUAAUAGUUUCGGCCACAACCUUCUAUUCCUAUUUGUAUCUAAGGUCUAUGGAUAUAGGUUGGUAGGGAAAAAAAUUAUAUUUACGGUUGUUAUAUAUUGCUCUGAUUUUGUGGCUAAAGUAUUGACAUAUAUAUAGGUUGCCGGAUGAAUUGAUCUACUAAUAUAUUGCUAAUCUAUGUUUCCAUAUAACAUGACACAAAUAAAGAUGCAGAUUUCAAGCUCAACUGGAAGCGAGUAGCUAUCACAAGCAUGUUUGGACUUGGUUUUGUCGGUAAUGUUGGCCACUCUGGUUUCUUUCCUGCUUCUUUCAUAAUCAUUUAGCUAUAAAUCCCCAUGUUUGCAUCUCACCUAAUCCAGCAAAACUGUUAUACUUGCGGUAUCGCAGGUACGGAGGUCUUGAUAAAUUCAUAAAACUAAAGCUUCGAUAUGUACCAAAGUCAACACGUUUUGUGGCACAGUGGCAGCCGAAGUGGCAAUGGAUGGAUGAAUGGAUGGCUGGAUGGAUGGAUUUUCUUUCAAAAAGAAGAAGUGGCAAUGGAUGGUCUUAUCUUUGGCCCCAUAGAUCUACUUAUAUUCUUCACAUAAUGGGAUAAGCUACGGGCAAGAACACAUCUCAAGUUAAAGAAAAACUCAAGAGAGAUUUUCUACCAGCUCUAGCUCUUGGAGGCGGAGCAUGGCCGCUUCUUCAGAUCGCAAACUUCUGAUACGUUCCCGUUCAAUACCAGCUACUUUACGUCAACAUCUUUUGCCUGAUAUAUUGUUUUAGGAGAUGUUGAAGACCGCAAGAGAAGUAAGGUUUGUUAGCUGAAGAGGUAUCUUUCCAUGUACCAUCUGAAGCUACUGCAUACAACACUGAUGCAAAUGUCUCAACCCUCCAAAUAACUCAUUCUGCCUCAAUGGAAACUGAUCCUGUCCCUCCUAUAAGCUCACCAGCAGAUAAUUCCACAGCUAUUAGCGCUUCUCCAUCUGAUAUAGUAUGUGUUCCGGAAACUACACAAUUUAACACUGAUUCUGGUUUCAUUGGGAACAUCACUACAUCAACUUCUGUUUCACCUACUUCUUCUGCUCCUUUAGUCUUUGCUGCUGCAGGUACACUAUCACUGUCUAUCCCUGUGGUGGAUUUGAAAUGUAAAUCCAGUGUAGAUGGCCUUCCAGAUAGUUGCUUACAGUUAAGUGAUGCAAAAGGAUCAAACAGAUUUGUUAAUCUAGCCAUGUUAGAAGAAGAUAUAUAGCUGGAUGUUGUGACCUCCCUCUCUCAGUCUAUGUCCCCAUCAGUCGAAACCAGCACUCAAUUUGUUUAUAACUCUUCCCUGCCUUCAACGCCAUCUUCAUUUUCAGACCUUUUUGUGGACAAUGUUGUGGCUACAAGCUCUGAUAGUUUAGAUUUGUCACAAAGAUCUCGUGGAGAUCGUAGUAAAUAUGAAAUAAUCUUUUUUUUCUUAAAUUCCAUCUCUUCAGAUGGUAUUUUGUUCUAUUAGAUUUGAAGGGUAAAUGAUAGUUUUUAAUAAUCCAAAAUAACUUUUCAUGAAUCUCAUUGAUGAAAUCCAUAUUUUCCAAUAAGGGGUGAUUUAAUAGGGUUUUUAUAAAUGAUACAUGCAAUAAGGGAGGAUUUGUAAAACUUUUUAUAAAUACCUAAUCCAAUAAGGGAGGAUUUGGCAAAAACCUAAAUUUUUAUGAAAUCCCUAAUCCAAUAAGCCCCACUAUAUAUGUUUGAAGCAUACGAUGGAUUGUAGCUAUGCAUAUUUGAGUAGCAGCUUUUCCUCACGAUAUUAUGAGUUGUGAGGGAGACAGAGAGUUCGUUUUUGAUUUAAACAAUACACCGCCGAAUUCCUUUGAGGCUUCGAAUGGAAAUAGCGGAUCAAGCGUUGCAGAUCUAGCAAAACAAGAGUAGAUCGAGCGGAUCUAGCGGUACAAGAGUGGAUCGAGCGGAACGAGCGGUCUGAAAUAUAUGUAUGAAUGGUGAAAGCGGAUAAAAGCAGUUCAAAAUACUGUACAUAUUUAUAAUAGUUUAUUUAAGGUUUUAUAGUUAUUUAAAUAAAUUUAUAUUUAGUCUCUUUUAUAAUAUUAGAUAUUUUAAAAUAUUUUUAAAUUAAUUUUAUUUUAAUUCUUUUAAAUUCUACUAUUUUAUAUAUUUUAAAUAACUAUUACUAAAUUUCUAUUGCUUUUAAUCAAAAAAACUAUACUUUUUAUCUAAAUUGUUCUAUAACAUUUUUAUUUUUUAUUUUUUAUUUAUAAAUAUACAUAGUUAUAGCAAUGUGAAAAUACUAAAUAGUAUUGUUAUUAUUGUUUAUUUUUUAUCUAGAAAAUAAUAAUAUGAAAUAUAAUUAAUAUGUAUAAUUAUUUUGAGCUUUACAAUUUUGAAUGAUUUUAAUUUUUUUGGUAAAGUGGUAUAACAUUUUUGAGAUUUAAUAUUAACUAGGACAUCAAUUUAAUAUAUUUAAUAGUUUUUCUAAAUAAAAAAUAUUAUUAAGAAAAUAAAGUAUUAUGAUAAAUAAUAAUAUAUAUUGUUCAUUUGAACAAGGGUGGACGUUCGGAUAUCCAUUCGUAUUUGGCUCAUCUCAAAUAUUUAUAUUUUUGAUUCUAGAUAGAAUUAUAUUUUGUAUAACUUUUAGAUAACCCAAACAUUUUAAAAUUAAAAUUCACAUAUAUUAUUUUGUCUUUUUUCUUGAGCAAUAAAAGAAAAAAAACUAAAUAAUGAUGGAACACAAAAGAACCACCAAAAACACUUCAACAUUGCAGCAUAACUACUGUAGAUGGCAGUUCGGUGUGUUUGUUUGCAACUUUGAACCAUAUGUGGUUCUUCCACAUUAAUUAAACGUUUGUAGUGAUAAUUGAAAAUAAUGUUGAAUGGGAAAACACAAUGUGUGCGACACACUUAGGCGUACCGUCCGUCUUUGGACCGCUUCCCACUCAAUACCUGAAGCUGAUUCAGACAAUCCAGGAAAAAGAGUUUUUUAUGAGAUAACUAGAAAGAAGUAAUUUUAUAGAAUACGAUUAGAACUUUUACACAGAUAUAAUAAUCAGUAGUCUAUUUGACUUCACUUUAAACGAAGCAUUACAGUGUUGAAUAAGAUUCUUUUCCGUGUACAAUUUUAGUAGUUGUGUUUAUUUUAUCGUAAACAAAAAUAAUAAUAAGUAAGGACAAAACAGACAAACUCAGACCAAAUAUGUAUAGAAAACCGAAAAUAUACAUCUUUUUAAAACAAAAUUUUUGAAUUCUACAUAUCACAUUAAUAUAUUUUAAUGAUCUUUACAUGUUCACUUAAUAGAAACUAGGUGGACUGCCCGCACGCAUGUGCGGGCAUUAACAUUAAUAUUAAAUUAAUAAUUACAUAUAUACAACUAUAUAAUACUUAUGUUACAUAUAUAUGGUUAAUAUGAAAGAUUCGAUGUUACAUAUUGAUAUUUAUAUUAUGUUCAUAUGAACAAAGAAUACAUUAGAACGUUUAGAAAACGAUCACAUUUAACAUUAAUCUUAAAACAUCAGAAAAAUAUAAUUGAAAAAAAAAAACAAAUAUUUCACGCAUGACCCCAAUAAAAAUCAGCCAUAAAAUAUAAAAGAGAGAUUUGAAUUACUUGAGAUUUAUUAUCAUUAGUUUCAUUGUAACAGUAGAGAUGAUUUAUGGUUUCCUUCUCUAAGCCUUGAGUCAGAAAAGAGGUAAUUCUAACAAAAAUAUUUAAAGAUGUAAACAAUCCCCAAAAGAUAACAGAUUAUAUAAUUGAUAGGACAACGUCAAUGAGUUUUAAAGUUUUUAAAAAGCUUUGAGAUUACCUUUGGUUCUCAGAUGUACCGAAGAGGAUCACGCACAAUAAAUAAAUUGCACUUGAUUAGCAUACACAUCUUAUAUUAUAUUCUUGAUAAGUGAUUUAACUUUAUAAAAAAAAAGAAUUACCUUUUUCGAAAGGGAUGAUCAGUUCCUGGAUAAACAGAGUCGUCUCUUUUUGUUAGUUGAAUCACUACUGAUGCAAAAAUAUAGAUAGAUAUACAACAUGGAGAGGAAGAGAACAAAAAUAAA